AUUCUAAUUCUGAUUCUUGGGAUUUGGAAACAAAGGAUAGCGUUAGAAAUGGUGACGACGAUGUACCGUCGCGAAAAAUACACAAACACGACGAAACUAUAAUAAGUGCAACAACAGCAACAUCAACCAACCUCAUUACAGCUUUUGCUGCUUUCUUGAACGAAACAACUUCAAUUUUACAUAUAAUAUACCCACACUUCUGAAAGCGACUCCCAUCACUAUCUCUCUCUCUCUCUUCACAUUUCUUCGCUUCUUCCGACUCUCUUUCUCUUUACUAUUAGAUCUCCGUUGAUCCUUUUUUUUUAUUUUCAUUUCUCUCACUUUUCUCGGGAAAAUUAGAAGCUCGAUUUCGUUAUUAAGUUUUCUCGAGAGACUUUGUUUAACAUGUCUGACGCUUUGAUCAAUGGUCUCGCCGGUGCUGGCGGCGGGAUCAUCGCUCAGCUCAUCACCUAUCCUCUCCAAACUGUAAAUACGCGGCAGCAAACAGACCGUGAUCCAAAGAAGGAGCAGAGAAAGCUCGGUACUAUAGAGCAAAUGUGUCAGGUUGUAAAGAAUGAAGGAUGGGAACGAUUGUAUGGAGGAUUAACUCCGUCUCUUGUAGGCACAGCUGCAUCUCAGGGUGUUUACUAUUAUUUCUAUCAAAUAUUCAGGGAUAAAGCUGAAGCUAUUGCACUUGAACAUAAGAGAAAAGGAAUUGGUGAUGGAUCAGUUGGAAUGUUUUCAUCACUUGUAGUGGCUGCUCUGGCUGGGUGCGUAAAUGUGCUAUUAACAAAUCCCAUUUGGGUAGUUGUUACACGUAUGCAGACACAUACAAAAGCAUCAAAGAAGUUCAAGACUCUAUCAGUUGCUGAGAAUGAUACUUUUUUUGAUGCAGUUGAGCCUCCUCCCUUCAGAACUAGUCAUGCGAUACAAGAAGUCUAUGAUGAAGGUGGAGUUUUUGGAUUCUGGAGAGGUGUAUUACCAACAUUGAUUAUGGUUAGCAAUCCUUCCAUACAAUUCAUGCUGUAUGAAACCAUGUUGAAAAAGCUCAAGAAACAACGUGCCUUGAGGAAGAGAGGUGAUGUUGCAGUUACUGCUGUGGAGAUAUUUCUUCUUGGAGCUUUGGCAAAGCUUGGAGCAACUGUUGUAACAUAUCCUCUUCUCGUUGUAAAGUCGAGGCUUCAAGCAAAGCAGCUGAAAACUGGAGACAAAAGGCACCAUUAUGAAGGUACUCUGGAUGCUAUUCUUAAGAUGAUUCACUAUGAAGGAUUCUAUGGCUUUUACAAAGGUAUGAACACAAAAAUCGUGCAAAGCGUUCUGGCAGCUGCUGUUCUGUUCAUGGUUAAGGAAGAACUUGUCAGGGGUACACGAUUUUUGCUUACGAAGGCAAGCGUGAACAGAACCAGAUCAAGGCCUCCUUGAUAUCAUCUUUAUCUUUCCUUCGCCCCCUCGCUCCUUCUGAUCAUUUCUUUUAAGUUGCUUAGUCAAGAUAAUUACUUAAAAUCGACUGCUACGUUCUUUAGCUCGGUCCUCGAAAUAAGAGAGGUAUCAGGAUUUGCAUGGAGCUGAAUUUAUAAGUAUACCCAGUUAAUUCUUUUGGUAGUUACUCAGAUAGCGGGAUCUUACAUGUAAACUACUUGCAGAAAAAUUGAGUUCUGCUUUUAUACUUGGUCCCUCAAAAACUGUGUUAUCAAGAAGUAGGAGGAUUUUUGUUUCAAAUAAUAAACAUAUCCAUUUGUUCAAACACAUAAAAUGUAACUACUAUAUGUCAAAGUUGAAAUUUGAUGUUGCGACCUUUGCAAUGGAAUAUAUCCAAAAAAUCUCCA
Ricinus communis (castor bean) is the source of this 1805-nucleotide messenger RNA. RefSeq names its product peroxisomal nicotinamide adenine dinucleotide carrier. Gene Ontology annotation, biological process: transmembrane transport; nucleotide transport. The transcript is spliced from 11 exons. Bases 385 to 1401 code for a protein of 338 amino acids. NCBI's taxonomy places the organism in Eukaryota, Viridiplantae, Streptophyta, Magnoliopsida, Malpighiales, Euphorbiaceae. The record is from RefSeq and is a predicted model, not a curated record.